Molecule: messenger RNA, 1052 nt
Organism: Ornithodoros turicata
Lineage: Eukaryota; Metazoa; Arthropoda; Arachnida; Ixodida; Argasidae
Exons: 10
Coding region: 216-953 (245 amino acids)
Source: RefSeq, a predicted model, not a curated record
GCAUUUGUCUGUGUGGCAGACAUGGACGGCAAAGAAGACGAUGUGAACAGCGUGUCAUCAGCCGUAUAUGGAAGCACUGACACAGCUGACCACAAGAUAUCAUCAGCAUUUGUUACUCUCUACUCUCCUUACACUUCGUCGUCGUCCCCGACUGCGCCUGCUAAGAUUCAACGAGAAGCAAAGAAAACUUCACACAGGCCUAUACUAUUGUUGGAAUGUGUGACUCAAAGGAGAUCAUACUGGUCUACGCCGUUAAUUCUGCGGCAUACCAUGUUUGGAUGAUACUUCAGAUCCCUCUUGAUUGGCUCAUAGAAGCAGAGAAAUAUACCGUGCCCGCAGCAUGCUUCUGGAUAUUCAGCGAAAUCGUGCAAGUUGUGAUGCAACUUUACCUGGCCGCAGCCAUGAUGAUGUACAAAAGAGAAAUGCUCGAGCGCUAUAUCAAGCUUCUGAAAAUGUGGAUCGCCUACACAGUGAUUUAUAUGGUGGCGUACGUAGUAGCGGUCUUACAUUUCAAGUACAACUUAAUGAAGUUCCGACACUUGGAAGAGAAGAAAACCGUUGAUCACAGACAACAGAGGUUUGACAUGCCUGAAUGGGACCCGGAGUUACGAACUGUACGAGAACACAUCGCCAAUAUAGUCCUUGUCACCGUAACUAAGGUGCUGUACACAAUGUUCUUCAUUUGGAAGUUCACCACCUAUCUUGACAAAAUGGCGCCUUCCCCGGCUAGCGGUGCACCUACGCAACCUCCAGAUGCCGGCACGGGUGCAGCCCCUGUUCAACCAGCAAAUGCUGGGGUAGCGCCACAGAAUGUGGGCAUGUGGCCGGCAGGAGCCCAGUAUAAUCAACCUUACCCUCUUUACGGUGGUGCGGCGCAGCAGUGUCCAGCGCCAGUAGGAGGGAUGGGACCUCUUGCUGCUGUUCAGCCUGGUGGUGUUCUUCAGAAGAUGUGAAGAUAAUGAGAGUCUAGACAGAUAUCCGGCGACGUAUAAGCCAUUUUAAAUGAAAAAGAACACAAAGAGAAUAAAUCAAUAAAGUAUUAUACAAAUUGC